AUGGAGCGAAAAACCCUAGCCACUACGCCUCCGCUUCUACUCUCCUCUUUCUUCUUCCAUCUUCGAGGAGCUGCAUUUGGUUCAUCAAAGACGUUUCAUUGUCUUCUGCUUCUCUCAUGUCUAUUGCUCUCCUCAGUCAACACAUUGCACAACUUGGCUGAGUACGACUCUUAUCGAGGUUCCAAUGGCUACAACACUCCUGCUUCUAAAGCGUUUCAGAGCUUCGACGGUGGAGAUUCCGAGAGUGUAGCUAUCCAGAAUGUCUGCCCCAGCUCACAGCUCUUCUCUUUCCUUUCAGCUUUAAGAUCAGAGAAUCAGUUUGAUCCAGUUGUCCCCUUCUUCGGGCUGUCCUGUCCCACCAAGUCAUGGAGUAACUCUGCUCUGAUAAGUAACAAUCUCUCUGGUGUUGUGUGGCUAUCUCUGAAGCCUGUCCACAUCAUAGAAUUUCAGCCUUUUGCUGGAAUCUUCCACAUUGGAGGAGCCACCACUCCUUUGUCUAGAGAGCUCCAUGGUAACAAGAACGCAGGAGAGUUGAGUCUUUCGGUUUCUGGAAGACAGUGUGGAGGAAAUGGUAAUAAUAAUCAGUAUGAAGGGUUCUCAUCAGAAACAGGGGAUUACAUAAAGUUUCUCUUUUUCUACCAGACCGGGCUCUCUUGGGCGUCUGGAGUUGCUGUCUUUGCAGUACCUAUGAAGGCAACAGCGCCUGUUUUGAUGCUUAAUCUUUGCAAGAAACCAGUCUUUUGGAUGCGGACCAAGAAACUCUCAGUUGCGGUUCUUGUUGCUGCUGCGUUACUCAUCCUGAUAUUCUGCUUCAACGAUAACUUCAUGGACGAAAACAAUAAGAGAAACCAGAGUGAGGUUAAGAAAGUUGAGAAGAAGCCAUCUACGAUCACAAUCUCCCCUGAAAUGGAUUCUCUGCUUAGGUCCAUAAGCCAAGGGUCCAAUGAGGUUUCCGAGAACAGUAUAAAGCCAAUUGCUUCUGUUACUUCUUCUUCAUCUUCACAAGCAGAAACAUCAGAAGCUGCGAGUCUAAGUGUAAAGACUGCGAAAGACAAGAAGAGACGUCGAAACAAGAAGAAGAAGAAAGGAGCAGUCACCGGGUUAACAUCCGAACGCACAGAUGUUUCAAGCAGUCAAAGUGGAAACUCAACUCCAAGGUCUCCAAUGUCACCAGAACCACAAACUACUCAAGCUACAAGGAAGCCUCCUAAACCGAUCCUAUCGCACUCAGCAACGUUUCCGGUUUCAGGGGUUAAGUCAAUGAUCAUACAAGGAAGCGCUCUGGCUCCAAAUGUGAGAGCUCCUGGAGCGAAAAUAAGAACUGAAGUGAAAGAAGAGAAGGCGAAAGAGUAUAGGUAUGAUAUCUGGGGAGACCAUUUGACUGGGCUUCAUUUGCUGGAUAGGUUUAAGGAGGUGAAAGAAGGUAAAAGCAUCUCAGGUUAUGGUGAAGUUGAUGAUGAGUGUGAGAGUUUCUUUGUUAAGGGUCCUCAAAACUUGUUAGCAGACUCUCAUGCCAGUUUUGUAAGUUCCUGCAACCAGUGGGGCUAA
Messenger RNA from Microthlaspi erraticum, 1548 nucleotides. NCBI's taxonomy places the organism in Eukaryota, Viridiplantae, Streptophyta, Magnoliopsida, Brassicales, Brassicaceae. The record is from the annotation of a GenBank genome assembly.